UUUGUUUUGUUUUGUUUUUGUUUCACCUUAAUUCUUAUUUGUAGCUAGCACUUUGGCUUAAAGUUGAAUAGUAAAUCUUUUGCUAUUUUUCUUUUGCUGUUUAAAACUCUCCAUAGACACAAUUUUUUCUUUUAAUGCAUGCUAAUAUAUUUUGCAUGGUCUUUAAUUUAAUAUCAUUCACAUAGCUUUGAGGGUUUAUCAGAAAUUAUUCUUUUCAAUAUUCACUAUUCAAAAUCUUUAUCUCCUUUAUUCAUUUGUGAGAGUGUUGAUUUUGAAUGAGUGAUCUUGUUGCUGUCUGAAUGUUCCAUUGAUAUGUCAGAAUAUAUUACUUAGGUGACUGGAUUUAAAAUGAACUUUUUCUUUUGGGUUACCUUUGACUUUGAAAAGGUGUUUAUGGUGAUGUGCAGCGUGUGAAGAUUUUGUACAAUAAGAAAGACAGUGCUCUUAUACAGAUGGCUGAUGGAAACCAGUCGCAACUAGCCAUGAGCCAUCUUAAUGGACAAAAAAUGUAUGGAAAGAUUAUUCGGGUUACCCUUUCUAAACAUCAGACAGUACAACUACCUCGAGAGGGACUUGAUGAUCAAGGGCUGACAAAAGAUUUUGGUAAUUCGCCUCUGCAUCGCUUCAAGAAGCCUGGUUCAAAAAACUUUCAAAAUAUAUUCCCGCCUUCUGCAACACUUCAUCUGUCCAAUAUCCCCCCAUCAGUAGCAGAAGAGGAUCUACGCACAUUGUUUGCUAACACUGGUGGCACUGUGAAAGCAUUUAAAUUUUUUCAAAGAGAUCACAAGAUGGCCCUUCUUCAGAUGUCAACAGUAGAAGAAGCUAUUCAGGCUUUGAUUGAUCUUCACAAUUACAAUCUUGGAGAAAAUCAUCAUCUGAGAGUUUCUUUCUCUAAGUCAACUAUUUAAAAAGGCAGAUUGAAAAUGAGGGUGUAUUGCGUUGUUUGGUGUUGUCACCUAUUGACUGUUCAGGAAAGUGGGGACCAGAGUUUGUCUUCUAUUGUUUUUUUUCUAAUUAUUUUUUUUUU
Messenger RNA from Calidris pugnax (ruff), 1027 nucleotides. RefSeq names its product polypyrimidine tract-binding protein 2. Gene Ontology annotation, biological process: regulation of RNA splicing. Gene Ontology annotation, cellular component: nucleus. Lineage: Eukaryota; Metazoa; Chordata; Aves; Charadriiformes; Scolopacidae. Bases 453 to 908 code for a protein of 151 amino acids. Gene Ontology annotation, molecular function: mRNA binding. The transcript has 4 exons. The record is from RefSeq and is a predicted model, not a curated record.